UACAGAUACAAGGGCAAAUAUAUCACAGAGCAGGUUCACUGUUACCAGUGUCAGAUAGCGACAACAAAUUCCUGCAAAUUUAUUUUAUGGGCAAUUCACCACAAGAAAUUGAUCUGCGUUGUGCACAUAACAAUUUAGUAAAGAGGUCUAUUGUAGAACAAUUACAAACUUUAUUUCAUCAACACAAUCAAUUGAUUAUAUUGUUUAAAACUGCCCUGGAUCUGAUGCCAUCCGAUAAUCACAAAAUUGUAAUCAGAGCUGAUAAAACACCUGCAGGUCAACAUACAAGACGUUUUAAUGCACCAACUAUUGAUGAAGUUGCUAUCGUUGUAGUUGGAGAAAACUUGGAAUCCCGUGAUAUUGUUUUACAUCGUCGGAAUGAUCAAUUACAACGUAUAAAGGAAACACACCGCUCAUAUGAUGCACUGCAAUAUCCUAUUAUAUUUUGGCAAGGUGAAGAUGGCUACGAUUUCUCAAUAAAAAUGAUAAAUCCCAUUACAGGUAACUAAAAUAUUAGUUUAGCUAUGGCGAUAAUAUCUCAGUCAUUAUAUUAUGUAUAUUUUAAUUUUAUAUUUGAAUGUUAUUAAAACAAAAUAUAUUUACAGGUUCUGAAACCAACAAAAAAGUCGGUUCAAUGAACUAUUAUUCAUACCGCCUAAUGAUUCGGGAAAAUGAAGAAAAUCACAUAUUGAAAUGUCGGCGAUUAUAUCACAAAUAUGUUGUUGACAUGUAUGUUAAAAUUGAAACGGAGAGAUUAACAUUCAUCAGGUUGAAUCAAACCAAACUCCGAUCUGAAGAGUAUAUUCACCUUCGAGAUGCGAUUAAUACUGAUGGAAAUGCACAGAAUGUCGGUCGGAUGACUAUUCUUCCAGCAACAUACAUCGGAAGCCCUCGGCAUAUGCACGAAUAUGCUCAAGAUGCCAUGUCGUAUGUUCGUCAUUAUGGUACAGCAGAUUUGUUCAUCACAUUUACAUGCAAUCCGCAAUGGAUAGAAAUCAAGCAGGAGUUAUUCCCUGGGCAAUCACCCAUUGAUCGUCAUGAUAUUACAGCCAGAGUCUUUAGACAAAAAUUGAAAUCUUUAAUGGAUUUCAUCGUAAAACAUAAUGUGUUUGGUGAGACACGCUGCUGGAUGUAUUCUGUGGAGUGGCAGAAACGAGGAUUGCCACAUGCACACAUUUUGAUUUGGUUGGUUGAAAAGAUAAGGCCAAAUGAAGUUGAUGCAGUGAUAUCAGCUGAAAUCCCUAAUGUACAAGUAGAUCCUGGAUUGCAUGAGGUAGUUAUCAAAAACAUGAUACAUGGUCCCUGUGGAACUCUUAAUCAAAAUUCACCGUGUAUGAUGGAUGGUAAAUGUUCAAAACGAUAUCCACGGACAUUAAUAUCGGAAACAAUUACUGGUAAUGACGGUUAUCCAUUGUAUCGUCGCAGAUCGACAGCAGACAAUGGAAAAUCAACAAUUGUCAUAUUAAAUCAACAAGAUAUUGAAAUAGAUAAUCGUUGGAUUGUUCCAUAUUCACCCAUUUUAUCAAAGACAUUCAAAGCACACAUCAACGUUGAAUCUUGCCAUUCAGUGAAAUCUAUUAAAUACAUUUGCAAAUAUGUAACCAAAGGGAGUGAUAUGGCUGUGAUUGGAAUUGGUGCAGAGAAUUCCAAUGAUGAAGUUACCCAAUACCAAAUGGGCCGCUAUGUCAGUAGUAAUGAAGCAGUUUGGCGAAUAUUUUCUUUUCCUAUUCAUGAGAGACACCCUUCUGUUGUUCACUUAGCUGUGCAUUUAGAAAAUGGACAAAGAGUGUAUUUUACAGCACAGAACGCAGUACAAAGAGCUGCUCAGCCACCAUCUACUACAUUAACCAGUUUUUUUGAGACAUGCCAAAACGAUGAUUUCGCACAAACAUUGCUAUAUUCUGAAAUGCCAAAAUAUUAUACCUGGAAUCAAUCCUCAAGGAGAUUUAUACGACGGAAACAAGGAAAACCAGUUCCAGGAUAUACAGAUGUAUAUUCCACCGAUGCGAUUGGCCGGAUUUAUUCAGUACAUCCAAGCAAUGAUGAAUGUUUUUAUUUACGACUGCUAUUAGUCAAUGUACGUGGCCCAACAUCAUUCCAACAGUUACGAACUGUUGAUGGUGAAUUGUGUGGAUCCUACAGAGAAGCCUGUCAACGUUUGCAAUUGCUUGAAAAUGACGCUCAUUGGGAUCAAACUCUCAAUGAUGCUGUAAUAUCAUCACACGCUCAUCAAAUACGAACAUUGUUUUCUAUAAUCAUAUCUACAUGCUUCCCAUCAAACCCAAUUGAUUUGUGGAUCAAGUACAAAGAUUAUAUGUGUGAUGAUAUUUUGUAUCAAAUACGGAAUAGAAUGGGAAAUCCAAAUAUACAAAUCAGUGAAGAAAUUUACAAUGAAGCAUUGAUUUCAAUUGAGGACAUGUGCUUGAUAAUGUCAAACAAACUAUUAAUUCAAUUAGGCCUGACCGCGCCCAAUCGUCCAAUGCAUGACGCUUUUAACCAAGAGUUGCAUCGAGAAAAACUGUAUGAUUUCAACGCUUUGAAAGAAUUAAUUCAAACAAAUCUUCCACUGUUAAAUGAACAACAGAAGUAUGUAUUUGAAACUCUUAUGAAAGUAACAAAUGAUGAAACUGGAGGGAUUUACUUCUUAGAUGCACCUGGUGGUACAGGAAAAACUUUUUUGAUUUCAUUAAUAUUAGCAACAAUUCGCUCACAAAAUAAAAUUGCACUUGCACUCGCUUCGUCGGGAAUCGCAGCAACUUUGCUUGAAGGUGGUCGAACAGCCCAUUCAGCACUAAAAUUGCCAUUAAAUAUGCAAAGCAAUGAAACUCCAACCUGCAACGUUUCGAAGAACUCUGCAAUGGCAAAGGUUUUGCAGCAAUGUAAAUUGAUUGUUUGGGAUGAAUGCACGAUGGCACAUAAAAAAUCUUUGGAGGCUUUAGACACAACCUUAAAAGAUCUACGGAGCAAUAAUAACCGAUUUGGUGGUGCAAUGAUUUUAUUAGCAGGAGAUUUUCGUCAAACAUUGCCAGUGAUUCCACGAUCAACGCCAGCUGAUGAACUCAAUGCAUGUCUAAAGUCCUCCAAUUUGUGGAAACAUGUCAGAGUACUUCAUUUAAGCAAGAAUAUGCGUGUUGAGUUGCAAAAUGACCAAUCUGGAAACAUAUUCUCUAAACAACUCAUUGACAUUGGUAAUGGCAAAUUUCAUAUAGACAUGUUGACUGGCUGCAUUAACUUUCCUCAAAGUUUUUGUCAGUUAACUCGAUCAAAAGAUGAACUUAUUCAGAAGGUGUUUCCAGAUGUUUCUCAAAAUUACAGAAACCAUGAUUGGUUGAGCGAACGAGCUAUACUGGCUGCAAAAAACAUAGAUGUAAAUGAAUUAAAUUUCAAAAUUCAAGAACAAAUUACAGGCGAAUUGAGGAUAUAUAAAUCAGUUGAUUCGGCUACUAAUCAAGAUGAUGUAGUCAACUAUCCACCGGAAUUUUUAAACUCGCUGGAUUUGCCAGGAUUGCCACCUCACAAUCUUCAAUUAAAGGUUGGAUCGGUGGUUAUAAUGUUGCGAAAUAUCAACCAACCGCGUCUUUGCAACGGUACACGGUUAGCGAUAAAAAAUUUACUAAACAAUGUGAUAGAAGCAACUAUACUCAAAGGAAAGUAUAAAGGAGAGGAUGUUCUCAUACCGCGCAUCCCAAUGAUUCCGACUGAUGUGCCAUUUGAGUUUAAACGACUACAGUUUCCAGUGCGGCUUGCUUUUGCUAUGACUAUAAACAAGUCCCAGGGGCAAUCAUUAAGUGUUUGUGGUAUUAAUCUAGAAAACCCAUGUUUCUCACAUGGUCAAUUGUAUGUUGCCUGUUCCCGUGUUGGAAAACCAUCAGAUUUGUUUAUCUAUGCGCCAGGUAAUCAAACAAAAAACAUCGUAUACCACAAAGCACUACAAUGAUAAUAAUAAUAAUUAUGAUUCACAUGAUUAACAAUAAAGCGAUUACUUA
This is a messenger RNA of Homalodisca vitripennis (glassy-winged sharpshooter), 3986 nucleotides long. RefSeq lists its product as uncharacterized. Lineage: Eukaryota; Metazoa; Arthropoda; Insecta; Hemiptera; Cicadellidae. Gene Ontology annotation, molecular function: DNA helicase activity. Gene Ontology annotation, biological process: DNA repair; telomere maintenance. Bases 578 to 3937 code for a protein of 1119 amino acids. The transcript has a single exon. The record is from RefSeq and is a predicted model, not a curated record.